AUGCACAACUUUUUUGAAGUGUUUCCUGAGAUUUGUCACCUCGAGAUUGAGGGCGCACGGGAACACACGAAACCAGAAAAAAGGCCAAACCCUCAAAAAAAAAAAAGGCCAAACAGUGGGCGCCGCCCGCCGCCCACGGCACCCACCAGAAAAACCGCUCGUUAUCGUUCCACCACGAGACCACCCGGCCCCCUUCGCCGUCUCCCCGUCGCGCUCGCCGCCGGCCGGAUACAUCCAAUCCAAGCGCCGCCCGCGCGCCCCUGCUCCGACCCAAUGGCGUGGGGCGCGCCCGCGCGGGCGCAGUCGUCGCGGGUGCAGGCGCUCUACGACCUCUGCAGGCGCACCUUCCCCUCCCCCUCCUCCGCCGCGUCCCCGCCCGCCCCUCCGCCGGCCAGCGCCGUCCGGGCCAUAUCCUCCCUCAUGGACACCAUCAGCCCCGCGGACGUCGGGCUCAGGGACGACAGCCUCGGGGACGGCGGCGGCGGGCACGGGUUCUUCGACUCCACCUUCGUCAAGGGCGCGGCCAGGGCGGCCAGGUGGGCGCAGCCCAUCACCUACCUGCACGUCUACGAGUGCGACGCCUUCUCUAUUGGAAUAUUCUGCUUGCCAACUUCAGCCGUCAUUCCUCUCCAUGAUCAUCCAGGAAUGACUGUAUUGAGCAAAAUCCUGUAUGGUUCGAUGCAUGUGAAAUCAUAUGACUGGGUAGAGCCUACUGUUCUAGCGAGUAAUCGACAAGUGAAGCUGGCCAAGUUACAUGCAGAUGAUGUUCUUACUGCUCCAUGUCCAACUACCGUUUUGUAUCCCCAAAGUGGCGGGAACCUACACUCCUUCACUUCAGUUGCCUCUUGUGCUGUUCUUGAUGUACUUGCCCCACCAUACGCUGAAGAUGCUGGUCGAAUUUGCACCUAUUUUAAUGAUUAUCCGUUUUCUAGCUUCUCCAGUGGCCGCGCAAAGACAGUCGAUAGCCCAGAUAACUAUGCCUGGAUUGAAGCCAUAAACUCACCUGUGUACAUUAACAUGCGCCCUGGCAUGUAUACUGGCCCAACUGUACAGGACCGCCUAUCAUAA
This is a messenger RNA of Triticum turgidum subsp. durum (durum wheat), 1068 nucleotides long. Lineage: Eukaryota; Viridiplantae; Streptophyta; Magnoliopsida; Poales; Poaceae. The record is from the annotation of a GenBank genome assembly.